UUCACUGCCGGGAUGCCACCUGGAAACGCCCAUCCUGUCCUCUCUGAGCCACCUCCCCUGAGCAGGGCCACCGGCCUGGCCCUCCCUUCCGCCUGAGGGCGCCCGAGCCGACUCGGAAGAACAGCUACCGCCCUGCAUAGCUUCUUCUCCUCGUCCAGUCCGGGCCAAGUGCAGGAGAGACGCAAGGGCCACCAGAAGGCAGGCCUUCCUGCUGCAGGGCUUCCUGGAUUGGGGGGCACUCCGCCUCACAGGGCAAGGACCCUGAGGCGGGCUGCCCGGCCGAAUGCCUGAAGGACCCUGCUUGCACCGAAGGCUAGCUAUCGCAGUGCCUGGUGGCCGGCCUCCGCGGCAGGAGGAUCAGGUGACUCGGACCCGAACUCCAGCAGGACUGGCGCUCCGAAGAGCCCAGAAUCUAGCGUGGGCUUAGGCCUCGGAGGGAGAUGACCUCGAUCUUACGGAGCCCUCAGGCUCUCCAGCUUACUCUGGCUCUGAUCAAGCCUGAUGCAGUUGCUCACCCACUGAUUCUGGAGGCUGUUCAUCAGCAGAUUCUGAACAACAAGUUCCUUAUUGUACGAAUGAGAGAACUUCUGUGGAGAAAGGAAGAUUGCCAGAAGUUUUACCAAGAGCAUGAAGGGAGUCAGAAGUAUAAAAAGUUCUCUUGGCACCAGUGUCUUGAUGAAGGUACUCUCUUUGCAGGGCGUUUUUUCUAUCAGCGGCUGGUGGAGUUCAUGGCCAGUGGGCCAAUCCGAGCCUACAUCCUCGCCCACAAGGAUGCCAUCCAGCUCUGGAGGACAGUGAUGGGACCCACCAGAGUGUUUCGAGCACGCCACGUGGCCCCAGAUUCAAUUCGUGGGAGUUUCGGCCUCACUGACACCCGUAAUACAACCCAUGGCUCAGACUCUGUGGUUUCAGCCAGUAGAGAGAUCGCAGCCUUCUUUCCCAACUUCAGUGAACAGCGCUGGUAUGAGGAAGAGGAGCCCCAGUUGCGCUGUGGCCCUGUGUGCUACAAUCCAGAGGGAGGCAUCCACUUUGCAGCUGGAACAGGAGGCCCAGGGCCAACCUGACGCAGGCCUGUUGGUCUGUGAAGAGUGGUGGCAUUGCCCAGCCUUUUCUCGCAGACCUCUGGUCCAGUGCAUUCUCCUAAGACCAGGGAGGCCUGGGGCUCAUUGUGCCAUCUCUGCUGGGCACCACCACCUGCCUAAGAGCCUAGCUCCUCACUGCUACCUCUUCUAGAAUCUAACUCUCUAUCUACCUCUUCUCUGGAAUGUUCACGGGUGGGUCAGAGGAAUGGUGGCUCCUUUUUUUCCUGAGAACUGUUCAUCCUUUUUCAAGGAGGAGCUUGCCUAACUAACUUGCCUGAAAAAUGCAGUGACCGUAUUAGCAACAUUUGGUCUAUUUUCCUUAAUAAAAGUCAGUAUU
Messenger RNA from Physeter macrocephalus (sperm whale), 1419 nucleotides. RefSeq names its product NME/NM23 nucleoside diphosphate kinase 6 (gene NME6). The record is from RefSeq and is a predicted model, not a curated record. Gene Ontology annotation, molecular function: nucleoside diphosphate kinase activity. The transcript has 6 exons. Gene Ontology annotation, biological process: GTP biosynthetic process; negative regulation of mitotic nuclear division; negative regulation of cell growth. Lineage: Eukaryota; Metazoa; Chordata; Mammalia; Artiodactyla; Physeteridae. The coding region runs from base 441 to 1064 and encodes 207 amino acids. Gene Ontology annotation, cellular component: mitochondrion.